This is a messenger RNA of Limanda limanda (common dab), 2131 nucleotides long. RefSeq names its product mitochondrial translational release factor 1-like (gene mtrf1l). The record is from RefSeq and is a predicted model, not a curated record. Gene Ontology annotation, molecular function: translation release factor activity. The coding region runs from base 98 to 1411 and encodes 437 amino acids. Gene Ontology annotation, biological process: translational termination. NCBI's taxonomy places the organism in Eukaryota, Metazoa, Chordata, Actinopteri, Pleuronectiformes, Pleuronectidae. The transcript has 9 exons.
AGAAGAUCCAAUAUGGCUGCGCCCUUACGUGAGGUGGUGAAGGAGCAAUACUUCUAACAACAACCCUCUCAAUCUUCAGUCUGAAUCAGCUCGUGCGAUGGCUUUCAGAAGAGCUGUGACCCUCUUUCUCACAGGAAGUGAGUGCGUCUUCAAUAGGUUGCAACAUCCUUUUCAAAAAUCACCAAACAUCCUCAGCCAAACUGUUGGAUUCCAUCACCACCGAUGCAGUGGUGCCAGAGCUGUUCACACCGGUGCACCGCUGCUGGGGGCCAGGUUGCUGUCGGUGGACGAGCUGUUCGCCCGCAUGUCUCUGCAGGAGUACCUGAAGAGGAUGGAGGCGGAGUACAGUGAGUGUCUGACAGUCGUGAACCACAGUGCGAUGGAGGAGCGGUGCAGCGAGGAGGAGCUGAGCGCCAAGAGGAGCAGAGUGUCACUGCUGGCUCCUCUCGUCCAGUGCAUCAGGGAGCUGGACACCAAACACAAAGAGAUCACAGAGACGGAGGCGCUGCUGAGAGAUGAAGACCCUGAACUUCAAGAGCUGGCGGAGAUGGAAAGAGACGGCUGCUUGCAAGAUAUUCAAGACCUUAGACAAAAGAUCCUGGAUCUGUUGAUCCCUGAGGAGGAGGCUGAUCUGAGUGACCUCAUACUGGAGGUCACAGCUGGUGUUGGGGGUCAGGAAGCCAUGCUGUUCACUAAUGAGGUGUUUGACAUGUACCACGGCUUUGCCCAGCACCAUGGCUGGUCCUUUGACGUCCUGGAGCACAUGACCAGCGAGAUAGGUGGACUACGUCACGCCUCGGCCAGUAUCAGCGGCCCCGAGAGCUACAAGAGAUUGAAGUUCGAAGGUGGAGUCCACCGAGUGCAGAGGGUUCCCAAGACUGAGAAACAGAGUCGAAUGCACACCAGCACCAUGACUGUGGCUGUCCUCCCCCAACCCACAAAGAUCUCUUUCACAAUAAAUCCGAAGGACCUGCGGAUAGAUACUAUGAGGGCCAGUGGAGCUGGAGGCCAAAGCGUCAACACCACAGACAGUGCAGUCAGAAUAGUUCAUCUGCCGACAGGCGUGGUCGCAGAGUGUCAGCAGGAACGAUCCCAGCUGAAGAACAAGGAGAAAGCCAUGAAGGCCCUGAGAGCAAAGCUGUACAGCAGGAAGCUGGAGGAGGUGACCAGCAAACGCUACAACCAGCGCAAAGUACAGAUUGGCACCAAAGGCCGAUCGGAGAAGAUCCGGACCUACAACUUCGCCCAGGACCGAAUCACAGACCACCGGAUCGGCAUGACCGUGCACGAUGUCAAGAGCUUCCUGUUGGGAGAGGAGCUGCUGGACGAGAUGAACUAUUCGCUGCAUGAGUUCUCCAACCAGGAGACGCUCAUGGAACUGCUGGGAGAAAACGAUCAGGGGGGUUCAUGAGUUUAUCUCAGAGGAAAAGGGAUUUUGAAGAGAGGUUUCUACAUAAAUACAAUAUAUGAUAUAUUGUAGGUCUUUGUUGAUGUGUUCAUCAAAUUCUACUGUGGAAACCACAAGGAAAAGGACCAAGAUGGGGACCAAGUCUCAAUGCUUCUGCUUCUGCCCAUCCAGAGUUAGAAAUAUGGUGAUUUUCUUUUAUACACAUGGAUAAGCGGAAGCCAUUUAUACUUAUUUAUUUAAACACACCUAUAAGUGGCAAAUUAAGUGACUGCACUAUGGAGUGGCUUGGCACAUGCUCCCCUGAGAACUUCUGAAGUAGUUCAUGUUGUUUUUUUAUGUCACAAUAAAUAUUUCCUCAAUAUUUGGUGGAAGGAUGUAUUAUGGGUCAGGAAAAACCCAUUAAAAAGGAGGUCACAUUUUCAGCCAUGUGCAUUUGUUUGUAGAAACAACAACAGAUGUCCACAAAACUUGGACUUGGAAUGAUGCCGUUUUGGGGUCAGGGAAGAAUCAAGAGACUCGCAUAAAGGACGACUCACUAAAUUCUCUUGAUUUCUCAGAGAAUAAUUGAUGGAUCUCGAUGCGAAAAAACAUGUUUAUGGGACUGACAUCUAUCAGCAAUUUGGUUCAGAACCAAAUAAUAUACAGCUCUGUGAAUUAAAAUGUGAUAUCACAUAGGGGGUAUCUGCUUAGUAGGGUACUUACUUGCUAUCAAAUACUUCAUUA